AUGUCAGUAAAUCAAAUGGAUCAAAACCCCUUGUUACUGAAAAUUCAGAGGAUCGUAAAUGGAAUGCCAGAGAAUGAAGGACCGUUACUAAAUGGACUAGAUUCUAUUUUUCCUCUCAUGACAAACAACUAUAUUAGCAAUCGCAGAACCCUUCGUAGCAAUUUGGAAAAAAUCCAGUUAAGUUACUAUCAAGACCUUCUAACAUCGUUUGGUAAUGUUAAGAAGGGUCUAGACUCUUUAGAUACUUGUAUAAACAGUAUUUUAGAAACAUGUCUUCGAAUGAAUGGAACAUUGACUUCUGUUAAAUCGGAGACGGUGUGUUUAAUAGAAGAAGCACAAAAAUUGAGAUCUGAUAGCAAAGUGGCGGAGAUCAAAGCUUAUUUGCUGGAACUGUUAGUUGGCUCAUACCAAAUCUCUGCAAAAGACGCACAUAUAUUGUCCUCUAAAAUUAGCGACACAGAUGAUACAUUUUUUUCAGCUCUUUUACAUGGCAAAGAAAUAAAAAAUAUGUGUAAAGAUUUAUUGCAGUCAAACGAAUUAUCGUUCAGCUGCUCACUGAUGAAUGAAGCAACAGAAAUUUUGGACAAAGCAUAUGAAAAUCUUUAUGAGUGGGCUCAAAAUGAAUGCAUGAAACAAGUUCAAGAAACACCUGAGAUAUCUCCAUAUCUUCAACGUGCUUUGUCCGAGUUACAAAAUAAACCAGUUCUUCUAAAGUACUCUCUUGAUGAAUACGCUAGUGCUCGUCGCAAAGCUUCCGUUAAAUCUUUUCUUGAUGUUCUCACAGUUGAACUUGACUCGAAUUCCACUGUCGGAAAUCAUUCUGAUGGCACAGUUUAUACAAUGCACAUAAGAGAGAAAUCACGUGAUCAUGUGCGACUUGUGAGUGAUAUACUUGCUUGUGUUCAUCAAAUUACAGCCUCGGAGAAAGAGUAUAUAAAUAGUUUAUGCAAGAACUGUCACGAUACACUAAUUACAGACUUGAAGAUCAUUUGUUUGGAUACAAUUACCGAGAGUUUAUGCUCUCACCUCAAAUUGAAAAUGGAAAACAUGUUGGUAUCUCAUCAUGAUGCCGUUACACUAUAUAAAAUGAAUAAUAUCAUGAGAUUUUAUCAACAUACAUUUAGAUCACUGAUUAAAUCUACUGCCUCGCUCAAUUUAUGCCUAGAUGAAGUUCAGAAGCUCUGUAAAAGGCUAUUACUAAACACUCUCAAACAAUUUGUCAAACAAACUCUAGAACAACCUGACCAUCCAAACUUAAACUUAUCUCCGAAUGAACUAAUCACUGACACUCUACAAUUACUUAUCCAAAUGGUCGGUGAUCAAGAUAUUUCAUUACUGCCAAACGAUGAAGUAAAAGUCGAACGUGCAGAGGUAAUCGAUUGUUUGGUAUCUCCUUUGAUCACUUACUGCGAGAAGUCUGCUAGUUUACUCAACUUUAAUUCACUAUCGCACUUAAGGCAUCUAGAUGACCAACUACCCACUAACCCACCUGAUAACCCUUCAGUAUCAAUAUACCUAGUCAACUGUUUUAAUGCUAUUCAGGUUAGUCUUUCAGGGAUUCCCUCUAGUGCUAGUCAAGUAGAACAAGUUGCACUGAAAUUAGACAACUGUCUGAAUUCACUGGUUGUUGCACAAGUUUCCUUCAUACUUGAAAGGACAGGUCUUUUGUCAAUAAACCAAAGACUUGGCACUGUUCAGGAUCCUAAUGUUCCCCAGUACACGAUAUCCGAAUUUCAUGACAUGUUGGUGGAUUUCAAUAAAUAUUUAUCGAAUCCAGACAAACUAUGCCUUACUGACAUGAACAAAAUAUGUUCCCAACAGUUACGAAGGCUGGUUCGUCGUCGUUCUGCUGACCAGAUUCAUAGUUACUACCAAUCUGUUCACCAAGCAAUCAUGAAUGUAACCGAAACUUGUUCUGAAACCGAUACAACUGUACAACUUUGUACUCCACAACAUGUCGCUGAACUAAUUCUCAACUUCUGA
Schistosoma spindalis is the source of this 1983-nucleotide messenger RNA. Lineage: Eukaryota; Metazoa; Platyhelminthes; Trematoda; Strigeidida; Schistosomatidae. The record is from the annotation of a GenBank genome assembly.